CAAAGCAUAUACAUUGAUGCCCACUACUUCUUAACUCACCUUUUUUCUCUCUUUAUAUACCAUUAUUUCUUUUUCACUGUACUUUUUGCACAAACAAGAGAACAACAACAUCAUUUCAUUACAUUUUCAAGUCUUGAUCAUCAUUAGAAACAACUCUUGUGUUUGAAAGAUACAAAAGUUGGGAGCUUUCACUUCUUUCUUACAUAUUUAUAACAAUACCUCAACUGGGUGUUUGUUGAUUCAAUGGGAUCCUCUUCAGGUCAAAGCAAUAGCUACGAUCUUUCUUUUAAGAUCUUGUUGAUCGGUGAUUCAGGUGUUGGUAAAAGCAGCCUUCUUGUCAGCUUCAUUUCAAGCUCUGUAGACGAUCUUGCACCCACCAUUGGUGUCGAUUUUAAGAUCAAGUUGCUAACAGUCGGUGGGAAGAGAUUGAAGCUGACAAUUUGGGACACAGCUGGACAGGAGAGGUUCAGAACAUUAACAAGCUCUUAUUAUAGAGGUGCCCAAGGAAUCAUUCUUGUUUAUGAUGUCACAAGGAGAGAAACCUUCACAAACUUAUCAGAUGUGUGGACUAAGGAAGUGGACCUAUACUCAACCAAUCAGGAUUGUGUCAAGAUGCUUGUUGGAAAUAAAGUUGACCGAGAUUCUGAAAGGGGUGUAAGUAGAGAAGAGGGGAUGAAUUUUGCAAAAGAGCACGGGUGUUUGUUUCUUGAAUGUAGUGCUAAAACUAGAGAAAAUGUGGAGCAAUGCUUUGAGGAGCUUGCAUUGAAGAUAAUGGAGGUUCCUAGUCUUUUGGAAGAAGGAUCCAGUGCAGUGAAGAGAAACAUUUUAAAGCAGAAACCAGAAUACCAGGCACCUCCCAGUGGUGGUUGUUGCUCAUAAGGCAUUAAUACGAAAGAAAGACUAAAAUACCAGCGCCUACUCCGCCUGUUUAAGGCUUAUACGGUGCAUCCCCUUUAACAUUAUGAAACAGAUCAUGUAUAUGUAAUUUCUUCCUUAUUAUUUCUUAGUGCUGCUGUCGCUUUUUCUGAGUUGCCAUAGUCGUACCAUUAUUCUGGGAAGUUGGCACUCGAAUAACAUCUAUUAGCUUGUGUAAAUGUUUGCCUUUUGUUUAAUUCCCUUAAUGAUCCAUGUUAGAAAAACAAAAGUGCAUGUAUUUUAUUGAUUUUACGUGAGUUUUCUGAUUA
Molecule: messenger RNA, 1184 nt
Organism: Pistacia vera
Lineage: Eukaryota; Viridiplantae; Streptophyta; Magnoliopsida; Sapindales; Anacardiaceae
Product: ras-related protein RABC2a
Exons: 6
Coding region: 244-879 (211 amino acids)
Molecular function (GO): GTP binding; GTPase activity
Source: RefSeq, a predicted model, not a curated record